CUUACGCGUCAUUCUCGUGUUGGAGUCCUGUUUGCAUCCCGCCAGUGGGGCUGAAAAGAGAGGGCGCCGACCAACAGCGGCUCCGGGAUCAAACGCUGCUCUCGCUCCCCGCGCAGGGAGACGGUCUCAAGCUCCAAUUGCCAUGCCUGAUAACUUUUUGACAUCAUCAGUGUGGGAACCCAGGGAGGAUCUGUGCAAAUAAAUGUUCCAGGCAGUGAGAGCGAAACCCGUGCGCUUAGUCCACGCUUAGCGGACUGAAAGUAAAUUCAGCGUCAGGGAUUGGCGUAAAAUGAAAUUUGGAAGCGGCACUUUGAUCCUGAAUGUUGGGGGGACCCGAUAUUCGUUCCCGAAGGAUGUAAUCAAGGACUUUCCCCUCAGAAGGGUGAGCAGACUUCACAGCUGUGCCUCGGAGAAAGAGGUGCUGGAAGUGUGCGAUGACUAUGAUCACGAAAGGAACGAGUAUUUUUUUGACAGGCACUCCGAGGCUUUCGGGUUCAUCAUGCUGUACGUCAAGUAUGGGAAGCUCCGGUUUGUCCCUCACAUGUGCGAACUGUCCUUUUACAACGAGUUAAUUUACUGGGGACUGGACCGCUCGCACCUCGAAUAUUGCUGCCAAAGGCGGUUAGAUGACAGGAUGUCCGACACCUACACCUUCUACUCAGAGGAAGAGGAAGAAAUGAAAAAACAGAAGAAGAAGGAGUUAAAAAACAGAUCUCAGUUUAAUAGGAAAUGGCUGGACAGGAUGAGGAGGACUUUUGAGGAACCCACCUCGUCUGUAGCGGCCCAGAUUCUGGCCACCGUGUCCGUUCUAUUUGUUAUUGUUUCCAUGGUGGUGUUGUGCGCUAGCACUCUGCCAGACUGGAAAACAGCCGAAAACAACAGUGUGGAGGAGCACAGGUACACAGAAAAUUUAAUGGGACCAUCAGGGAUAAUCGAAGCGAUCUGCAUGGGUUGGUUCACGGCCGAGUGCAUCGUGAGGUUCCUCGUCUCGAAAAACAAGUGCGAUUUUAUGAGAAAACCCUUAAACAUCAUCGACCUGAUGGCUAUCACCCCGUAUUACAUUUCAGUACUGAUGUCCUUCUUCACUGGGGAGAACUCUCAGUUACAGCGGGCUGGUGUGACUCUCCGGGUCCUGAGGAUGAUGCGGAUAUUCUGGGUGAUCAAACUUGCUCGGCACUUCAUCGGUUUGCAGACUCUGGGCUUGACCCUAAAACGCUGCUACCGGGAGAUGGUCAUGCUCCUUGUCUUUAUCUGCGUCGCUAUGGCCAUAUUUGGCGCCCUCGCCCAGUUGUUGGAAAGCGGGCUUGACCUGGAGGAUAAAAAUGAAGCAUAUACCAGUAUCCCCGCCUCGUGUUGGUGGGUGAUCAUCUCCAUGACUACUGUGGGUUACGGGGACAUGUACCCGUUCACCGUUCCCGGCAGAAUCCUGGGAGGAAUGUGUGUUGUCAGUGGCAUUGUCCUCCUUGCACUGCCCAUCACUUUCAUCUACCACAGCUUCGUGCACUGUUACCAUGAGCUCAAAUUCCGGUCCGCUCGCUGCGGUAGAAGCUUAUCCUUGGAAUACCUAAACUGAUGGAGAGGGAUGAAGUGAGAGAAACUCAGAUUGGCAUGGAUCAGUUGGGCAGAAUGGCCUGUUUCUGUGCUGUGGACUCUUGUAAUCAAUUGGGGGUCCAGAGGCUGCGUUAUAGCAAACCAGCCAGGUUGAGAGGUAGAGGAGAUUCGUGGUAGAAUGCUCUGGGAUCAAAAUUCAUUGCAAAACAAUAAAAUGGUCAUCAACUCCCAGAAAAGUGAUAACAUCAGUUUCACUCACAAUAAUUCCAAGGUUCUGAAUAAAACUGAACCUCUCCUACAAACUGAGGGAUUAUCAUUCAUAUUGAUUAUUUAACAACCUGUAAACACACAUCAGCCAACAAAACUUACUGUGUAAGGAGUGGGGAGAGAGAAUGCCAAGAAGACAGGAUCCAAGCAGCAUUUUCAAUUUGCUAAGCAUGUGGUGCAGAUAUUGUUUGAUCUAGUAGUCAGUGGGCUAAUAGAAGUGACAAUUCAAGCUUGAGCUAACCAUUGGUGAAAUUAGAACCUUUGGAGUUCGGCUUUUUCAUCCAAUACUGUAUGCCUAAAACUAAUCUUCAAUAAAAAUAGCUCCUUAUUGUUUUAUGUUUGAGCCCAUUCACAGCUUGUUAGACUAUAUAACAUGCCAGGAGGAGUUGGUUACUAAGGGAAGGUGCAGGGUACUAGACCACUAUUGAUUUGCUGGCAUCUUCACAUUGAUGGAACAGGAACCUUGCUUUCAAAGUUAGUGCCAGAAAAAGGCAAACUGUAGAACAGUUAAGAGUAAGGUGCAGCUAGGCUAAUCCUCCUUAGAAUAGAACUGGAAGAAUUAGUUCCUUUGUUCAAAUUUUAGCAGAUGAACUUGUAUUUUGGCCAUUUAAGAAUACCCUUUUAAUUGUUUCUGUCGGUAUUUUAUAUAAAAAUUUUCAUUUAUGUUCCUCAACAAAAUACUGGUUUAACGUUGUAGAAAAUAUUUCUUAUUCUGAUCUACACAAGAGUGAGUCUAGCAUACAAUAAGUAUACACCAAGAGUUCGACAGACAAAUAUUCAUUACUUUUAUAGAACUAGACCAGCAAUAUGAGUUUUAUGGCAACAAAAAUAAGGCAGUACAGGCCUAUCCAGUGGCAAUUGACCAAUGUCCAGACAUCCCAAAGCCUUUUUACUAUUUCCAUGAUUGGAGCGAUAGAUGAGUCCAAUCCUAACAGCACUCAGGAAAUUGAAACUAUUCAGAACAAAAUGCCCUGUUUGAUUCUCACACCAUUUAUGACCUGAAAUAUAAAUUCCCCACCCUGCGUAGCACCCCCUCCCAACAGCACCACCUCUACCACCAGCAAACUAAAGCUGCAGCAUGUGUCAUCUACAAAGUAACUGCAGUUAUACGUCUGUAAUUUUCUAAUGACCUCCAAGAUCAUGAAGCGUAAGGGCUUCAGGUGCAUGGGGACACCACCAAAUGAAUGCUCCCCUCCAAGUCACACAGCAUCCUGUUUUGGAAAAACAUUGCCAAUCCUUCAUUGUCAUUAGAUUGAAAUCCUAAAUUGCCUUGCCCAAACCACUGUGGGGGCACCUUCACUAAUACUGCAGUCCAAGAAGGCGUCUUAUUGUCAUGUCUUUUAGGGUAAUUAUGGGUGGGUCUGCCAUUGAUGCCGAGAUGCUUAAGAAGUAAUUCAAAAAUUGUGUACUCAGCAUCUUAUGUAAUAACUGGGGCAGAAAUGAAAUUUUUCCUGAUGGUUCUGGAAUUCCCAGAUUAGGUGUAACAAAAGUUACCUCUAUGUAAACUCAUACAUCCUGUUAUGUGCACCCACAGACAAUAUACUUAAAACUGUCUACACUUGAAAACAAUUUGUUAUUUGGUCUAGAUGUGAAAGUAAGAGAAGAAAUGGAAGAGGUCAUAAUAUUUCAAACACCUAUAGAUUAAAGGGUGGUACAUGAUGAUUGGAAAAUUGUACAUUAUACAACUUUGUUUAAAAAGAUAGGUGGAGUGAACCCAAUAAUUAUAGACCAUUUGCUUUAACAUGGGUGGAGGUUAAAGUUCUAAAACCAGUAAUCAUGGAUAGAAUUAGCAGUCACUUGGACAAGUGUGGAUUAAUUAGGGACAGCCAGCGUUGAUUUGUUAAUGAGAAGUUAUAUUCAACUGACAACUGAGAUGGUGAGGGGAAUAUAUGUAAUUGAUAAGGAACCACAAAAAAGAUUGAAGACCACUGAAUAAAAAUGGCUCUAGUGGCAUGGAUAAAAAAUUAGCUAAGUAACUAGAAACAAAGAGUAGAUAUUUUUCGAACUGGAGGGAAGUGUAUAAUGGAGUUUACCAGCAGAUAGUAGAGCAACCACUACUUUCUGCAAUGUAUACUGUAUCAAUGAAUGGAUUUGAGUGACAGGAAGUACAUUCCAAAUCUGCACAUGGCAUACAACUUGGAAGAACUGUGAACUAUGAGAAAAAAAAACAUUCUUCAAGGAUACAUAUUCAACCUGGUAGAAUGGUGGACAGGUGGCGGACAAAGUGCGAAAUGUGAACUAUUAAAUUUUGAUAGGCAAAGCAUUCGCAAAAUAUAUUGCCCAAUUCUACAAUAGGUAUAAAGCAGAGAGGUCUGGGUCUUUAUGAAAAAUGUUGGUUAAAAGUGGCAGGUCAGUUGAGCAAGCGGUUAAAAUGCAAAUGGCAUUCUGUUUUAUAAAUAAAGGUACAGAGUACAAAAGCACAGAAAAAAAAAAUGGACCUUUAUAAAAUAUUGGUUUGGACACAACUGAAGAACUGUGUCUGUUUCUGGGUGCUGAUUUUUUUUUCAAUAUGCAUAAAGAUAUGAAGAAAUAGAAUUAUAGGCACCAGAACCAGAAGUGGUAAGAGGUGAAGCUUUCUUUACUCAACAAGUGGUUGGGAUGUGGAUUCAAUGGCAUGAGAAGUACCAAGGGCAGAUUCAAUUGUACCAUCAGAAUAAAUAUCUGAAAAAAGAAAUUCACAAGUUUUAUAAAGAAUGGGUGUGAGCAGGUGGUGGAACCAACUACAGUGCUCUUUCAUAGAUUUGGUCAUGCGUCAUUGAUUAGCUAUCAAAAAUAUGAAAAAAGACCUAUUAGUACAUAAAAUAGUCUUAAGCAAAAUUACGGCAAACCAAAAUAUGUAUUAUAAAUAUGUGAAGAGCAAAAGAUAAGUAAGGAAAGAAUAAGGUCUAUGAAAGGCCAAAAAAUAGGCUAAUGUGUAUGAAAAAAAAUUGGUAUGGAUCUGAAAGUGAUAAUGCAGGAAUUGCAGUGAAAAAGGCAGACCGUGAAAUACUGAACGCAGUAAACAUAAUGAUUGAAAAAUACUGAGGGAUCUAGUUCUUUGUUGUGCCUUAUAUUGUUGGUGAGAAAACUAUUUGUAAGUCAAUAGUAUUAACCAUUAUUUAAAACAUACAGGAUAGAAUGAUAAAUAAAUCCUGGGAAGGACAUAUCUAAAAACUUUAUCUUAUUUUUAAAUAGUAAAAGGAGGGUUGAUAAUGAUUGCAUGGUUAUAAAAACAUUUACUACAGCCAUUGACAAGCUUUCAGAUGGUAGACUUUUCAAUAAAGUAAAACCCCAUCACUUCCCAAAGAAAAUGGCAUUCUGGGAUCAAGGUUGGCCCAGUGAUAGAAAGCAAAGAAUUUUGGGCAAGCUGAUUUUUUAAUGACUGUAAGACUCUUUUCAAUGGAGUUCUGCAGGGUUCAAUGUGAAAAAUUGGCAGCUGUAUGUAACUCAAUUGGUAAUGUUCUGAGUUGGAAGACUGUAGGUCCAAUUCCCAAUCCAGAGAUCUGAGCUCAAAAUGUAGCCUGACAUUCCAAAGCAGUAUUGAAGGAGCAAUUGGAUUUAGGAUUAGGUGUUAAACAUCCACUCCAACUGCUCCCUCAGAUAAGCGUUAAAUAUCCCAUCACAAUACCUCAAAGAAGAAUAGAAUUAUUCUGCUGGUGACCUGGCCAAAUUUAAGAAUCUUUAAAAAAAACACUGGUUAUUAUCAGCUGAAGAAGAUUAUUGAGCACAAAUUGACUUCUGCAUUUAUUAUGUUACACACUGAAUAUAUUUAAAAAAUCAUCACUGGUUUUAAGUACUUUGGAGAGUGCUUAAUCAGGAUUGCUGUAUAGUUGCAAGUUUUCUUUGUUAAAGCUCUUUGGGAGGGAAGUAGAUUAAGACGUUUACAAUUUAUAUAAAACUGGCCAAGUGACUGACAGCGAAGAGGGAAACUAUUGUGAAUGGCAUUACUGUAUCAGUGAAUUGGUCAGGUGGGUAAAAUGGAAUUCAACUAUAAGAAAUGUGAGGUAUUGCACUGGGAGAUCAAACAAGACAAGAGGAUAGGUUCAUGUCUUGUUCAGUUGAGUUCAUAAGAUGCGUUUAAGUGCAGAGGGAUCUGGGAAUGCUUGGUCCCAGAGCCCUGCAUUAAGAUAUUAAAAUUGAGCAUGUAGGAGUUAGUAUGAUCUGAAUUACUGUUCAACCACAGUGGGAAUAUUUCAUGUAGUUCAGGUGAGAGGGUACACAUGAGAGUAUUUAAAACGCCUGGACUGAAUUUAGUUGGGGGAUAGCUGCAGGAAGUAGAAGCUUUCAUCACGUAUAGAAACAUGUGUGGACAGGACUUGAUUUGCAGUAACCUACAAAAAAGAUUCAACUGGAUACUCCUCCUUAGCCAGCCGAAUGAUCUCCUGUAUAGGAAAGUGAAACUGGGGGAGAAGAUAAGAUGGACAUCCACGACCAAAUUUUCCUCAAGUUUCUGAGCAGCUGAAGAACUGCAUUUUUUCCUGAGAUCAGAUUCAAAGCCACAAUAGGACACUUCAAGCAGCCAGUUACGAUAUGUUAAGCAUGCCCUGAACAGAAAUAAUCUUAAAUAACAUCCAGAUGAGCAACCCUGUGAAGCAUUCACCAAAACUUUUAAUUAAAUCUGCUCUGAAAAUAAAUUGAGAAAAUCUGAUGCAGUCUUUCAGAAACCGAGGGGAAAAUGAGAAAUAUUAAUCUCCGUGGAGCACAUCUCUAGUUGAAAUGGUCAAAGCAAAGUAUAAUCCAGAGUAAAACGCAAUGGGGAAAUCAAAAGAAAGUGACUUUUCCUCAAUUAUCUCACAGACUGCAGUAAACUUUGUUUUAACAUGGACUUCCCAAACCUUUGCAACUUUCCAUUAGAUUUGGUCAAAGUUGACCCCCAGUUUCUAGACUAAGGCAAUAACCAGUGUACAGGGAUCUCUAUAAGUAAGCUUCAGAGCCUGACUACCCAUCCAUCUCCCAACGUUCUUGAAUCUUGCAGAAAUAAUCGCAAUGUAAACCUAGAGAACCGUUCUAAAUACAGCAACCUGAUUUCUUUUCAGGAUGAUUCCAACAGCAGCACAAAGCACAAAUGAAAGAGUAUCCCUGGUGGCAACAAGAGUCUUAAACAAGCAGCAGAUAGAUGUGCAGUGAUUUGCCACAUGGUUGCCUUCACUGGAAUUGAACUGAAUGAUUGAGGUUCAAAAGAUAUACUGCUGGAGGAACUCAGUGGGCCAAGCAAUAUAUGUGGAGGCAAAGGGAUGGUUGGCAUUUUGGGUCAUGAUCUUGCACUAGGGCUCCUGAUAAUGGAUCUCAACCAUCCCUUUUCCUCCACAGAUUCUGCCUGACCCACUGAGUUCCUCUAGAUUUUGGCAUCUGCAUUCUCUUGUAUCUCUGAAUGAUUGUGGUGGAAGGUGUAAAUCAUUUAAGCAGACCAGGUCCCUCCCCUGCAAGUGAAUGCAGAUGGAUCGGCGAAACUGCAGAUUCCUGUGGAUUGUUGGGAGGGAGAGAAGGAGUGAAGUAACGAAGCAAAUUCAGCUGCCGCAGGUUACGAUUCUAUUGAUGAAUCAACACAUUCCUGGAAGAUAUUCAAGACAAUUGCAGAUUUUUGUAAAAGAUAAUUCCUUGUUUUAGCCCUAAUAUUCUGUUUUCCAGCUUAUUUGCAGAAAAUAUAU
Mobula hypostoma (lesser devil ray) is the source of this 7445-nucleotide messenger RNA. It is a transcript of the gene kcng3, whose product is annotated as potassium voltage-gated channel, subfamily G, member 3. Gene Ontology annotation, biological process: potassium ion transmembrane transport; protein homooligomerization. NCBI's taxonomy places the organism in Eukaryota, Metazoa, Chordata, Chondrichthyes, Myliobatiformes, Myliobatidae. Gene Ontology annotation, molecular function: delayed rectifier potassium channel activity. The transcript is spliced from 2 exons. Bases 290 to 1573 code for a protein of 427 amino acids. Gene Ontology annotation, cellular component: voltage-gated potassium channel complex; membrane. The record is from RefSeq and is a predicted model, not a curated record.